This is a messenger RNA of Emiliania huxleyi CCMP1516, 303 nucleotides long. RefSeq lists its product as hypothetical. NCBI's taxonomy places the organism in Eukaryota, Haptophyta, Isochrysidales, Noelaerhabdaceae. The transcript has a single exon. The annotation marks the transcript as partial. The record is from RefSeq and is a predicted model, not a curated record.
AUGCCGGAUCUUGACCUCGAGAUCCACAAGUGCUGCCCCGACGGCAUCCGGACUCCGAGGCUGGAGGCGCUGCUGCGGGACGGGUUUGCCGUCCACAACACGAGCCUGAGCGAGGGCGAGAGACAGCUGGUCGAGACGGCUUUCGGCGCCGGCCUGGUCCGCGUGCUCUGCGCCACAUCGUCCCUCGCGGCCGGGGUCAACUUGCCGGUGCGGCGCGUCCUCUUCUGGAGCCUCAAGAAGGGCGUGUCCUCGAUGACCGCCACCGACUUUCGCCAGAUGGCUGGCCGCGCGGGCCGCACCGGA